GCAUGCGACACGCGCACUCGCGUGGCCUUCGCGAAGGUGUCGCUGCCAAGAAACGUGUCCUGCGCGCUACGCCGUCUGUUUCUAGGGCAACGCCGGCGUCUCUUAGCAACCGCGCGCGGCCUAGGUGGGUCCCCCCGGAACCCCCAGACCUGCCAUGGCGACCGCGAGUCCUAGCGUCUUUCUACUCAUGGUCAACGGGCAGGUGGAGAGCGCCCAGUUUCCAGAGUAUGAUGACCUCUACUGCAAGUACUGCUUUGUGUACGGCCAGGACUGGGCCCCCACAGCGGGUCUGGAGGAGGGGAUCUCACAGAUCACAUCCAAGAGCCAAGAUGUGCGGCAAGCACUGGUGUGGAACUUCCCCAUUGAUGUCACCUUUAAAAGCACCAACCCCUACGGCUGGCCACAGAUCGUGCUCAGCGUGUAUGGACCAGAUGUGUUCGGGAACGAUGUGGUUCGAGGCUAUGGGGCCGUGCACGUGCCCUUCUCACCUGGCCGGCACAAAAGGACCAUCCCCAUGUUUGUCCCGGAAUCUACGUCUAAACUGCAGAAGUUUACAAGCCACCUUCAGGACUGUCUGUCAAAGACAGCAGUGUUUCAAGAUGAAAGCGGCUUGAGUCCCUGAGUCACUGACUUCUGUGAGAAACUUCUGCGGGAAGCCGCUGAGACCUGGAGAUGUGUUACUGCAGCGUAACCAAGAGCAUCCCACACACCCUUCUUUCUCUCCUGUCCCCUGCACUGAACGGGCACCCCCUGCCACCAGUCCCUAGCCUCCUAGCUGUGAAUCAAGCUUGUCUGCUUAUCCUUGGGUGGACACCGGGAGCCAGGCACUUGCACAGAGAGCAGAGGGCUGCAGGGCAGUCCCAGGCCUCCCUCCAGGCUCGUCUCAAGGCCUCUCCAACCCUUCCCAUCAGCGUCUCCCAGCCGCCUCUGCCUCGGCCUUGCCUCCUCCCGUGACCAGAGCACCUCUUCCACCUCUGCUGCCUGGAGAUGCACGUGUCCUCCCGCCGCUGCCCUCGUCUGGUUGGUGGCUCUGAGGCACAGGCCCUCUGUCGGUCAGCUGUUGCACAGCAAGCCACCUAAGAACCAGUGGCUCCAACAGGCCCUUCCUCUCAGGAACACGCAGUUGGCUGGGCAGCUCCACGCACUCCCUCCCUCUGUUGCCUCAGCUGACAGGCAGUGGCUUCCCAGAGCAGCUCUUCUGCAGCAUGGACACAAGAGGAGGCAGAGCACAGGAAGCCUCUGGGGACCCGGCACACUGUCACUUCCACCUCAUCCAAAGCAGCCUCCACCAGUGACAAGGCCACAUUAAGAGGGCGGACACAGGAAGGGUAAAGGGCAGUGGCUAGCACUUCCCCCAGCACACCCGUGCAGGCCACCAGUCUCAGCACCUCACAAAAGGCAGGCCUCCCACCCCCUUUCCCUGAGGUUCAGGGGCAACCAAAUGCCCAGCUCACACGGGCACUAGGACCAGGCUGGUGGCCUCAAUAACUGCAGACGAAGCUCCACAAGAAUCGGCUCCCUCAUCUCCCACCUCUCCAGUGGCACAGGACUGAUGAAGAUGGGGUGGGAGAAGGACACAGCCAGAAACCGCAUCAUGGUACAAAUGAUAAAUUAUAUUUAUACAGUAAAUAAGUAUCAACAGUCAACACAAGUUCAAAACCAGCCACCGGCCUCUGGGACUGAGAAACAGCUGGGUGACUUCCUCCACCACGGUGCCCAUCAGGAGGGAGCACGAUGGCACAGGUGCAACACGCGUGGCAGUGGCCGGUGGCUUCAUGAUCAGUGCAGUGGGCAACAGGGACAUGCACUCAGGAUGGCCUGUGCCAGAAGAUGGGGCAGGGGGCUGUCUUCUUGGGUCCCGGUGGCCCAGUGGCUGUCAUGUUGGGGCCUCAAAGUCACAUCAUGAAGGACUCGUUACAAAAGAAUCACUGACCCCAAGUAGUCGAGUCUAGUCUACUGACCUGUAAGGCUGGCCCAGGCCCUGCACCGUCUGAAGGAAAGCACCUUUCUGGGCAAGCAUCCUGCCUCCCAUCCCAUUGCACCUCCCCACCCUUCCCCCGGCAGACGAGACCAGCCACCGGCUUACCCAAAUGGCAGCGGGAGCCUAAGGCCCAGCCGCAGGCCUGCAGUUCUGGCAGAAGGUGGCUGGUCAGGAACUCUAGACACGGCUCCUGGGACUGGAGAGGGCGGCCUCAGGAACAGCAUGAGUGGGUGCAGUCCCCACUCAGAGCCUGCAUGUCCCAGCAGCCCAGAGACCAUUUAAGAUCUCUCCUGUGCCGGUGCGAAGGGUAAUCUUCUGGAACCAGAGAGGGGCUGGCAGGUGGUCAGCUGCCCUUAGAGCUAGAGGUGAGAAAUUCCCAUGGUGGAAAAAGGGCCAGAAACAUCCACCAGGCAAGCUGCCCAGACACAGGAUUGGGGGAGUGUCCCUUCCCUGGGUAAAAGCAAGUCUCUUCUGGUCUUUAAUGCACGAUGUAAUACUUUUACAGUGGUGGGUGAGGUGAGGACAGCAGGAGUUUGGAAGAGGGAGGUAAUAUUAGUGCAUGUUUGUUAAAAAUCCCUCCCAGGUGAAUGACUUUUUUCUUCAUCUCCAAAAUACAAGAGAAUUAUUUUUAGGUCUCCAACUUAAAAAUAAUAUCUGGAGUUAGCAGGUAGGUGGAUCAGGGCCAGCCCUGGUCCCUUAGCCCCCCACCCCUGUCUUAGCCUAGGGACUGUUGCCCAGGGACCCGUGGGCACAGAAGCACCCCCCACCCCACGCCCUCGGGACAACUGCCAUUUCCACAUUAUCCCCAUCUUUAGCCUGAGCGUGGAUUAAGACAGAGGAGAUCACAGACACACAAGGUUAAAGAUGUUUCUUCCAUUUCAGAUUUCCAUUGUAAACAGAAGUCCUGUUAAUCCCUGCAUGCCUUUAAUAAAAAAAAGGAAUUAGUUGAUAAAAA
Messenger RNA from Pan troglodytes (chimpanzee), 2936 nucleotides. RefSeq names its product B9 domain containing 1 (gene B9D1). Gene Ontology annotation, biological process: cilium assembly. The record is from RefSeq and is a predicted model, not a curated record. Gene Ontology annotation, cellular component: MKS complex. The transcript has 6 exons. Bases 155 to 622 code for a protein of 155 amino acids. Lineage: Eukaryota; Metazoa; Chordata; Mammalia; Primates; Hominidae.